AUUUUGUUAAAUUGUAAAAUAAUGGCCGAAAGCAAUAUUGAUCCGACUGUGAUAAAACUUACACAAGAUACACUUGGUAAAUAUGUUAAAAAACCUCCGCUCUCAGAAAAACUUUUGAAGAAACCACCUUUUCGGUUCCUAUUUGAUAUAUUCACUGUGGUUAUACGUGACACUGGUUGCUUUGAAGGACUGUAUACAGCCGAAGAACUUACUUUUGAGAACAUCAAAGACCGUGAUGACAAAAUGAAAUUCUUACAAAAAAUGAUUGAUGUUGUUAAACUUACAACAAAUGAUUCCUUAACGGUUCGUACUUCAAAGAUCGUCGCUGGUCAUGAACCGGAAAAAACCAAUGAGUUAUUACAGCUAAUGGGUCAGGUAAUUGAAAAUAAAUUAGACUGGAAAAAUGCAAUGAAUAAACUUAGUAGUGGAACGCCUGAUAAUAAGGAAAUAGUUACAAAAGACAGUAAACAAAAAGACAGCAAAAUUAAGGAAAAAAUUAAAGAUAAAAAUGCCAAAACUAAGGAAAUGAAAAUAAAAGAAUCGAAAACCGGUACAAAAGCAAUUUCAACAACAACAAAUGAUGGAAAAAUUAAGAAACCUUUAGUAGUAAGCAAAGAAAAAGAAAAAAAUACCAAAGACAAAACUACUAUAAGAGAUAAUAGGGAAAAGGACAUAACUAAAAAGAUGAAUGAAACAACAGAAAAGUCAAGUAAAAAAAUUAAAACUAAAACUGAGCAAAGUCCAUCCCCCAAUAAGGAUGAAAUUAAGCAAAAAGCUAAAGUUGCAAAAGUUGUACAACAAAGUAGCAUUGAUAAGAAAAUUGAUGAGGAAAUUAAAAAUAAAAUAUCUCCGAUUAAAAAAGUUGAUUCUCCAGUAAAGAAUAUUAAAGCAGAGGAGACGAUUUCUACAGUUGUUAAACAGAAUAGUUCACCACAACAUAGUACAGAAAAUGAUAUAUCAUUACCACAAGAACUGAAAAAGUCAUCUGAAACUGAACAAUUAAAUUUAACACCUUCAAAGGAAAGCGGAAGUCGUAAAUCUUCUGCUAAACUUAGUAAUGACACCCCUACCAAAAGUAGACGUUCGAGUGCAACCAAAAUGACUAAGAUUGAAAUUAGUAAUCAUGUUCAACAAAAUGACAUACAAAGUCUAGAUUCUUUAAGUACUUUAAAUGAAGUAGAAACAAGUCUCAACUCUAAAGCUAUAAAAUCAACGGAAUCCGUUGCAACAAAAGUGCAACCAACUGCUGCUACUGAAACUCCUAGUCCUAUCAAUAAAACGGAGUACAAAAGAGAAUCGACGUUUGUGCGUGAAAACUCUAAAGAUAGCACUAAUAGUGUUAAUGCCACUAAUCGACCACGUACAUCACUUAGACCGCCAAGUGCACGACCAGCUUCUGCACGUCCAGGUGCACCACGUAGAAGAGAUAAAAAUAUUGAAAUCGUACUACAACCAAAUGACCAAAUAAAUAUUUCCGGCAUAAAUGUUAAGCUUGAAACAUUUAAUGAUGUUUACGAUGAUGGCGAAAAUUUAGUUAUAAUUGAAGAUCCAAAUGCUGAACACAUAAAUGGUUUUAAUCUUAGCGAUCGCACAGAAAAUCAAACUGAAGAACUUGCACAACCAGGCCAUUUGGUACAACAAAUUCUAGAAACACAGAAAGAGUUAGUACAACAGAAUGUGAAUGAUAUAACGAAUAAAACGGAGAAGGAAACUGGUUAUACCAAUGGUCUAAAUGCACGACAAAGUUCAGCACGACAGAUGAACAAUUUACGUGAAGUUAUACAAAAUUUGGCUAAAUCGGUAAGUCCAUUAGGCAAGUUAAUGGAUCUAAUACCAGAAGAUAUCGAUGCAAUGCAACUUGAAUUAGUAAUGUGGCGCGAUACAUACGUUCAGGCUGCUGCCGAUCUUAGAAGGGAACGAAGUCUUACUACAUCUAUGACGGAACCAAUGAAAAAUCAAUUAGUCGAGAUCGAUGGAAACAUAAAGGAAUACAUUGAAAUGAUUAAAUCGAGCAGAGCAAAAAUAUUACAAAAUGGUGACAAAAUUAUAAAAAUGUUAACUGAACAAUAA
Teleopsis dalmanni is the source of this 2070-nucleotide messenger RNA. It is a transcript of the gene IFT54, whose product is annotated as TRAF3-interacting protein 1. Bases 22 to 2070 code for a protein of 682 amino acids. Gene Ontology annotation, cellular component: axoneme; intraciliary transport particle B; ciliary basal body. Gene Ontology annotation, molecular function: microtubule binding. Gene Ontology annotation, biological process: intraciliary transport; cilium assembly; regulation of microtubule cytoskeleton organization. The transcript is spliced from 5 exons. The record is from RefSeq and is a predicted model, not a curated record. NCBI's taxonomy places the organism in Eukaryota, Metazoa, Arthropoda, Insecta, Diptera, Diopsidae.